This is a messenger RNA of Huiozyma naganishii CBS 8797, 1992 nucleotides long. It is a transcript of the gene SAG1, whose product is annotated as Sag1p. The record is from RefSeq and is a predicted model, not a curated record. Gene Ontology annotation, cellular component: fungal-type cell wall. Gene Ontology annotation, biological process: flocculation. NCBI's taxonomy places the organism in Eukaryota, Fungi, Ascomycota, Saccharomycetes, Saccharomycetales, Saccharomycetaceae. The transcript has a single exon. The coding region runs from base 1 to 1992 and encodes 663 amino acids.
AUGCUUUCGUUAUUACACCUCAUCCUGGAGAUUACCUUGGUUUCGAGUGUUUUUGCAGCCGACAUAUCCAAUAUUGCGUUUUCCAAUCUUCAAUUCAAAUCUACAGAUAUAGCAAUUCCAUCUUUAGGAUGGAUUACUACGUUUGAUUUUGACAUCAGUGAUGCGUCGAAGAUCCAACAGGGAGAUUCAUUCUCAAUUUCUCUUCCUUAUGUUUACCGCAUUAAAUUUGAAAAUGAUGCCCCAAAUAUGGACGUGUCUAUGAAGGAUGGUACAACAGUUUUCAACUGUUAUGCCUCCCAACAGGCUGCCUAUAAAUUUUCCGAUUCCAUUUUGACCUGUUUUGCCAUCAAGGAUCUGACAAUGUAUGAAGCCAUUUCUGGUACAAUAUCGUUCCCGCUAAACUUUAAUGAUGGUGGUUCCAUUACUCAGAACUACCUUGAUGGCGCUAACUUUUUUAAAUCAGGUUCAAUGCAGGUUUCUUUCAGUGAUGAGCUCUCUGCGCCCAUAACUUUUGACCCUGUCCACUUCAACGGGAAUUCAUAUACCAUGGGUCGCACUACUACUUAUGGUUCCGCUGAAAGCUACCAUCUCGGCAUGUCCUGUCCAAAUGGUUACUUAGUUGGUGGGGAAGAAACCAUUUUCUAUGAUAUGAAAAAAGAAGGAUAUACAUUGGAUUGUCCUUCUGUUCAAGUUGGUGUCUCGAGUAACUUCAACGAUUUUUUACUGCCAAAGGACAUCUCAACUACAAACCCAGAUUAUGUUUGUAAUAGUGCAAAGGUUAGAGUACAAGUCGGUCAAUUACAAGCAGGAGAGAUGGUCUUCAUAGACGCUUUGCAAGCGCUUCCAGAAGGGCCUCACACUAUUUAUCAUAGCAUUACAGCUGCUUACACUUGUAUGGACACCAAUGCAGGGACGACAUAUACCACUGAUAUCGAUACAGUUAACCUGAUUUACGCGACUCAGGCUGCUGAUGAAGGUCACGCAUCUGUUCCUUCAAGAAAGCCGCCUACAGUGACUACCACGACGACGGUGCCAUGGACUGGUUCAUACACAACGACUUACUCCACGGAGACUACUGAGACGACGAACAGUGGGUCCACAACGCCCGAGAUCAUUAUCCAUGUGGAGACGCCAAACCCACCUGUGUCUUUGAAUACCUUGACUACCACGACGACGGUGCCAUGGACUGGUUCAUACACAACGACUUACUCCACGGAGACGACUGAGACGACGAACAGUGGGUCCACAACGCCCGAGAUCAUUAUCCAUGUGGAGACGCCAAACCCACCUGUGUCUUUGAAUACCUUGACUACCACGACGACGGUGCCAUGGACUGGUUCAUACACAACGACUUACUCCACGGAGACGACUGAGACGACGAACAGUGGGUCCACAACGCCCGAGAUCAUCAUUCAUGUUGAGACGCCAAACCCUCCCGUGUCGGUGCAUACUAUGAUUACUACGACCACAACGAACAGUUUGAUUUCAUUCAACGUGUCUACAUGUUCUAGUCAGCAAACUUCUAAACCUAGACCAUCUUCUCCUAGUUUGAGUGCUAAGCCAAGCACGUCAACAAUUGAGAGAUCUAGUACUGUUUCCGUAUCUAUUCAAAGUAAGCUAUCGCGGUCCUCUUCCAAUAUCUCAAGUAGGUUUUCAACAGAAACAAGCACUAAUCCGAAACCUCAUACGUCGUCGAGUCGCGUUGUGACUAUCUCUCCAUCGACAUUCGCUACAAGUGUAUCGAAAUUUUCAGAACACAAAUCUCUUACGACAUCAAACCACACAGUUUCAGUUGUUCCACCAGUCCCCUCAGUUUUAUCGGUAUCGGUGGCUUCGAGCAGUUCUCCUCACUUCCCAACACCUCUACGUUUGGAGGUGUCCUCUCUAAGUUCAAUGCCACCUAAUAUUGUAUUUUCUGGUGCCGCAAACUUUGACAGUUGUUACAGUUUUUCGUCACUGCUAAUGCCGUUGCUGUCUCUUCUUUUUCUAUAA